Messenger RNA from Gasterosteus aculeatus aculeatus (three-spined stickleback), 2602 nucleotides. It is a transcript of the gene sar1aa, whose product is annotated as secretion associated, Ras related GTPase 1Aa. Gene Ontology annotation, biological process: intracellular protein transport. The record is from RefSeq and is a predicted model, not a curated record. Gene Ontology annotation, molecular function: GTPase activity; GTP binding. Lineage: Eukaryota; Metazoa; Chordata; Actinopteri; Perciformes; Gasterosteidae.
GUGCAAAAGAAACAUGGAAUUCUAACACGCGAAGAAGAAGACGAAGAAGCGGAUGUCUGAUUGACUGUUUCCAAGGAGACCACCGAUACUGCUGUAUACGCCGGGCUGCUGGUAAGGGCUGAGGGUCAAAGAACGUCAAGAUGUCUUUUUUAUUCGACUGGAUCUACAAGGGCUUUAGUAGUGUUUUACAGUUCUUAGGUCUGUACAAAAAGUCCGGGAAGCUGGUUUUCCUGGGCCUGGACAAUGCCGGUAAAACAACGCUCCUACACAUGUUAAAAGAUGACCGACUUGGCCAACAUGUGCCGACGCUGCAUCCAACUUCAGAAGAGCUCUCAAUUGGUGGAAUGACAUUUACUACAUUUGAUCUAGGGGGUCAUGUACAAGCUCGGCGAGUGUGGAAGAACUACCUGCCGGCUGUGAAUGGAGUCGUCUUCCUUGUGGACUGUGCGGACCACGACAGACUCUUAGAAUCCAAGACUGAACUGGAUGCUCUUUUAGGAGACGAGACCAUAGCCAAUGUACCGGUGUUGGUGUUGGGUAAUAAAAUUGACCGCAAUGAGGCCAUCAGCGAAGGAGGCCUCAGAGGAGCUUUUGCUCUCGACGCUCAAGUUACCGGAAAGGGAAACGUGUCUUUGAAGGAUCUGAACGGCCGGCCGCUGGAGAUUUUCAUGUGCAGCGUGUUGAAAAAACAAGGCUACGGGGAAGGGUUCCGAUGGUUAUCUCAGUACAUCGACUGACACAACUGGAGCUGAACCAGCAGGGAUUUUCUUGACACAUCUUCACGAGAGCGUGGCAAAGACUCUUUGCCUCUUUGCCGGUGUCAGUCAGCCCAAAUUUCGAAAUACAAGAGCGUAUCAAGAGCAUAUUCUUUAAAAUACUUUAUUCGGGAUUUGAAGGUUUCUAUGCAAACUUUUAAAGUGGUUCAUAGUGAACUGGCCCGCCUGGGUGAUUAAUGUGGGAAUUAAUUCAGUUGUAUAAUUCCAUGCUAUGUUAUUAGGUUACAUCACACCUAAUUACAAUACACAGUCCGACAUGCAUUAUGCAAGAAUGUAGAUACGUAUAUCAGUGUUGCAUUAUUUAAUACGGAAUAGACCAACUGUUGUAGUUAUCUUCAUUAGGAAGCGAGUGUUGGAAAUUAAGAACUCUAGAGGGAUUGUGUUGGCUAGUUUCAUGUACGUCUGACGUGAUAUUAACAUAACUGAAUACAGAAGAUUCAUUUGAGUUCGUUUAAUCUAAUGAUACGGAGCCACUGCCUUCAAAGCGUGUAGCCAAAGAUGUGUGCUCAUCACUUUGGGAUUAGCAGGAAGAGAGAUUGGACUUCAACAAAAGCUAUCUUCCGUGCUGAGCACUGAGCCAAAACAACAUCAAGUCCCCUCUAGAAGCAAACGAGCAGAAGAGACGGCAGGUCCCACUAGUGAAGGCAACGGGGACGAGCUAACUGAGUCAAGCGAAACAGCUCACUGAUGUUGCAAAUAAUUGGCUUAUCAAGUUCAGUGUCUCGAAGGAAUUGGCAUGUUUAAUUUUUUGCUCUUUUGUACACACGCGUCAAACCAAAGUGACGUUACAGUUGCGGUGAAGGCAGCUAUCUUUGAGGAGUGUUGGACUGAAAUACGUCUUAUCUUUGACUUUGGGCUGUCAGCACAGAACUCGUAGAUAAGACGUCCACACGGGACUGUCAUGACGUUCAAUGGCUGCCCUCGCUUUAUUAUAUCAAUGUCCGUAGUAACUUAAUUCUCCUUAAAAUGUUGGUAAGCAAUAAAAUAGAAUGACCAACUAUAAGGUUUCCGAGACGAUCUUACUCCUCUGUAUUUGAGAGCAAGACGGAUUUCUGUAGUUCUGAACCUGUUAAUUUAACCAGCUAAUUUUUUUUUUGUUAUUUAAUCUAAUCGCAUCUAUAGCCUAAACAAUCAAUGUGCAUGAAAUCAGCAUGGAGGCAGUGGAACAGGGUUGAAGCGCUGCAGUUUAUGCACUUUUUGACUAUUUGAAAAAGAUAUGAGAGUGCACUUUCGAAUAUUAACAUGCUGACCCCGUAGAUUAUUAUUCAAACCUUAUUCUGGGUGUUUGGGUCCGUACACGUAAAACAUUUUUAAAACAACCUGGUAAAGAUUUGAUGCUUAUCACGAGGAGCUGUAAAUAGAUCAUAGUGAAGUGAAACAUUUGAUCAUUGUACCCCACUUAUUAUUUACAGCAUACCGUGUUUACAGACCAACAUUCUACCCAUUAAAAGAGGCAGCGAGGUUUGUGACUGAGAUAAAAGUGAACAUACACGAGAAAUAGAUUUUUUUAUAGGGAAUAUUGAGCAUUUACUGAGGUACAGAACACAUGAAAACAAACCAACUUCCCCUUUGAACAGUGUUCCUUACCAGUGGCCAAACUCCUCUAAAUGAUGUAUAAUAAGAUGUAAAUGUUUGUACAGUUACUGCCUAUAAGCCGACACUAAUAAAAUAGGGCAAUUGUUUAUAGCGGAUUAUAAUAUAAUUCAUAUUUGCAGCGAUUAUUUGUGCAAAUACUUUCAACUUGAAUGACAUCAUGCUGACAUACGGUUCUAUCCAUGUGAGGAUGUAAUAAAAACAACUGUGUUUUUUGGACUCAACUGACUAAA